AUGGAGCUCCGGAGCUCUAGUGCCUUGGCAAAGAGAGGCUGCGGGAGUGAGUCGAGGAAGAAACCCACCGCCGUCAUGUCCAUCCGGAGCCGCAUUCUUUUCCGGGCCCUUCACAUCUCCCACCGUGAAAUACGAUUCUUCCGCCAGCAUCUCUUCCAGCUUGCGCUUGCAUUGAUUCGAGUAGAAUUGCGAUGGAAGGGGUGGAUUGUGGUGGAGCGCUCGUCGUCGCGGCGGGGUUCCAGCAAGAAGCCCAGGCUGAUGGACGAUGACGACCGGGAGCUGACGGUGGAGGAGUUUCGCAAGGCCAUCCACGCGAUUCUGGUGAGGAUGGAUAGGAUCAGGAGCUCCGAUUUCUACAAGAGAUUUCUAGCGCAGGUCGGGGGCAGCGUUGGGGAGUCCCUGGCAGCGAUGGGCGUGGAGAAUCUGGUGGUGUAUGGGCUGGGCAGGAUCUCCAGGUCGGAGAGCUCGCGGCUCCAGCUCGCGCUGGUGCUGCUACUCAGGCAGGAUCGCGUCCUGCCCGAGGAUUGCUUGAUCUGGGUGUUUGAUCCGGUGCUCACGGCGUGCGAGUGGAGGAUCCUGCGGCAACUCAACUGCCGCGCGAUCGAUUCCAACGAGCUGGGGCUCCGGAAGGUGGAGGAGCCGACGCUGUUCUUCAUGCCCCACUGCGAAUCACACCUCUACGACAACGUCGUCAAGGCGAAUUGGGGAUCGCUGGGCAAGAUCGCGAUCCUGGGCAAUAGCUUCGCGAGCUACAUGGAGAGAUGGACGAUCUAUCCGAACCAGAAAGGCUCGCGCCCAGAUCAUCUCCUGGCUAUCCAGCCCCGGGCAGUCGAGCUUCGGGUGGAUGACGUGGACUUUAUGUACGCCUUCAAUGACAUGAGCUGGCACUUUUUCCCGGACGAAUGAUAUGACAUGGCGGCGGGAACAUGGGAGCGGCAAACGGUCCGAAAUUCUAUCAUUUUUAUGACAUGGGAACGGCAGGUAUAUGACAUGGAC
This is a messenger RNA of Selaginella moellendorffii, 996 nucleotides long. Its product is annotated as protein SENSITIVITY TO RED LIGHT REDUCED 1. Gene Ontology annotation, cellular component: nucleus; cytoplasm. Bases 1 to 906 code for a protein of 301 amino acids. Gene Ontology annotation, biological process: microtubule-based process. The record is from RefSeq and is a predicted model, not a curated record. NCBI's taxonomy places the organism in Eukaryota, Viridiplantae, Streptophyta, Lycopodiopsida, Selaginellales, Selaginellaceae. The transcript is spliced from 2 exons.